UCUCAAUUGAUGUGAAUUUUGCUAAUAUUGUAGGAAAUUAUUAAAAAUAAUAUUGUGAACGGAUUUAAUAGGCUUUUGAAAGUCAGUGUUUGUCCGACCGGUGUUUGCGAUGGCUAUCGACGACAACCCCAGCGAUGGUGUCUAUUAUGCGUCGGAAGAGUACCGCUCGACGGCUCACAUCUCGUCCAUCGAUGAGUACACAAAACUAUACCUGAAGUCAGUCUCAGAUCCCGAAGGCUUUUGGAUGGAAAUCGCGAAUCACUUCUUCUGGAAGCGAUGGCCACAAGAAGUAGAGGUCGUGUCCUAUAAUUUCGAUGUGACUAAAGGACCCGUUUGUGUGAAAUGGUUAGAUGGAUGUCAAACCAAUAUGUCUUACAAUGUCUUGGAUUUGUGCGUCAAUAAAGGACUCGGAAAUCGUGUCGCCUAUUAUUGGGAAUCCAAUGAUGAUAAAUCACACAAACAAAUCACUUACAAUGAAUUACUGCGCGAUGUCUGCAAAUUUGCAAAUGUGUUGAAAGGGUUGGGCAUUAAAAGGGGUGAUAGAGUGGCCGUAUAUAUGUCGGUGACCAUAGAGUUGGUCACUGUUAUGCUGGCCUGCGCUCGCAUCGGCGCCAUUCACUCUGUCAUUUCAGUGUUUGUCCGACCGGUGUUUGCGAUGGCUAUCGACGACAACCCCAGCGAUGGUGUCUAUUAUGCGUCGGAAGAGUACCGCUCGACGGCUCACAUCUCGUCCAUCGAUGAGUACACAAAACUAUACCAGAAGUCAGUCUCAGAUCCCGAAGGCUUUUGGAUGGAAAUCGCGAAUCACUUCUUCUGGAAGCGAUGGCCACAAGAAGUAGAGGUCGUGUCCUAUAAUUUCGAUGUGACUAAAGGACCCGUUUGUGUCAAAUGGUUAGAUGGAUGUCAAACCAAUAUGUCUUACAAUGUCUUGGAUUUGUGCGUCAAUAAAGGACUCGGAGAUCGUGUCGCCUAUUAUUGGGAAUCCAAUGAUGAUAAAUCACACAAACAAAUCACUUACAAUGAAUUACUGCGCGAUGUCUGCAAAUUUGCAAAUGUGUUGAAAGGGUUGGGCAUUAAAAGGGGUGAUAGAGUGGCCGUAUAUAUGUCGGUGACCAUAGAGUUGGUCACUGUUAUGCUGGCCUGCGCUCGCAUCGGCGCCAUUCACUCUGUCAUUAUACGAGGCACAUACGGACCUAUUGGGUCUCAGACAAUGACUCUAAAGUCUAAGGUAGAAGGUCUAAGAUAUGAGGGAAUUUAA
Messenger RNA from Medioppia subpectinata, 1258 nucleotides. Lineage: Eukaryota; Metazoa; Arthropoda; Arachnida; Sarcoptiformes; Oppiidae. The record is from the annotation of a GenBank genome assembly.